CAAACUGCAGUAUUUUGUUGCCAGUCACUUUGUCCAUAAAGUUGUUUGAAAUCAAGAUGGCGGUGUGGAUGCCGCUGUCUUCCAAGAUGUCACCUCCAACCUCCCUGGGCUGCACUUUGCUACGGAGAGGGCAACAUUCCGCCAGCAAACUGCUCAAAACCUUAAUAUCGUGUCGCAGACGAGGCUACGCGGCGGAGGCCCGGCGUGAGGCGCGGGCCGAGACGAGCGGCGGCUUGGGCGGCCCCCUAGAUCACUACAGCAGGCUGAUCCGGGAUGGGACCUUGCGGGAGGACGAGCACCAGAGAGCUGUGAUGCUCAGACUGGACCAGCUGCACAAGACGCUACGCGGGUACAGCAACACGCCCACGUCCAUAUUCCAAAAGUUUUUCACCAAGCCGAAGCCUCCCAAGGGUUUCUACAUUUACGGUGACGUGGGCACGGGUAAAACCAUGGUCAUGGACAUGUUCUACUCGCACGUGGAGACGGAAAAGAAAAAGAGGGUCCACUUCCACGGCUUCAUGUUGGACGUACACAAACGGAUCCAUCGCCUUAAGCAGAGUUUGCCAAAGAGAAAAGCGGGCAAGAUGGCCAAAUCUUACGACCCCAUCGCCCCGGUUGCCGAGGAGAUCAGCGAGGAAGCUUGCCUACUGUGCUUCGAUGAGUUUCAGGUGACGGACAUCGCCGACGCCAUGAUUCUCAAGCAGCUGUUUGAGAACCUGUUUCUCCAUGGCGUGGUGGUCGUGGCCACGUCCAAUCGCAUCCCUGAAGACUUGUAUAAAAACGGGCUGCAAAGGGUCAACUUCGUGCCUUUUAUUGCCGUGUUGCAGAAAUAUUGCCAAACUCUUCGUCUGGACUCAGGGAUUGACUACCGCAAGAGGAACAGACCCUCUGCGGGGAAACUUUACUUCCUUUCCAGUGAGGCUGAUGCAGAAGAGAGGCUUGACAAGCUUUUCGACGAGCUGGCCUUCAAGCAGAAUGACAUAACGCGGCCAAGAGUCCUUAACGUGCACAACAGGAAAGUGUGUCUGAACAAAGCGUGCGGGACCAUCUUGGACUGCACAUUUGAGGAGCUGUGUGACAGGCCCCUAGGGGCCAGCGACUACCUGGAGAUCUCCCGUCUGUUUGACACCGUCUUCAUCCGGCACGUCCCGCUGAUGACGCUCAACAAGAAAACACAAGCCCGGCGACUCAUCACGCUGGUGGACACGCUCUACGACCACAAGGUGCGUGUGGUGAUCCUGGCCGAUCACCCGCUGGAGGAAGUCUUCGUCCUCGAGGGCGACCACGGCCACGACGAGAGCCACAUCCUCAUGGAUGACCUGGGACUCAAAAGAGAAGAGGCCAGCAGUCUGUCCAUCUUUAGUGGUGAAGAGGAGAUGUUUGCCUUCCAGAGGACAGUCUCCAGACUCACCGAGAUGCAGAGUGAAGAAUACUGGCUGGAGGGAGACCGCAGCACUAAGACCAAACCCUAAUGUAGCUCCACAUUUUGACCGUUUUUUUUUUUUUUUUUUUUUUUUUUUUUUUUAAUUAAUUAUUUUUUUUAAAUCCCAAAUCCAUCCAUCCAUCCAUCCAUUUUCUGAGCCGCUUCUCCUCACUAGGGUCGCAGGCGUGCUGGAGCCUAUCCCAGCUGUCAUCGGGCAGGAGGCGGGGUACACCCUGAACUGGUUGCCAGCCAAUCGCAGGGCACAUAGAAACUAACAACCAUUCGCACUCACAGUCAUGCCUACGGGCAAUUUAAAGUCUCCAAUUAAUGCAUGUUUUUGGGAUGUGGGAGGAAACCGGAGUGCCCGGAGAAAACCCACGCAGGCACGGGGAGAACAUGCAAACUCCACACAGGCGGGGACGGGGAUUGAACCCCGCACCUCAUGAGAAAUCAUUUUGUUUGUGGGUUAGAACUGUUUAAAAAAAAAAAAAAAAAAACAUUUGUGGGAUACAUGUUUGUUUUAACAACGGGGUUUUAGGGCUACACUGAAAAGAAAAAAAGAUGUACAGAGAAAGUUGCACACUGUAUUUAAUAGAAAAUAUAUUUUUUAAUUUUAAUUUUACAAAGGGAUUGCUACUUUAAUCUUUAAAAUAUUCGACUCAAUACCUGUAAAAUUACAUUAAUUUUGACUCAAAAAUAUAUUUUUCCCCUUCAACUUUUAUAAAAUAUACAAUAUCUUAAGUCUACGACUGUUCUAGUAUUAAUACAACUGAAAUCUUUAAAAUACGCAACUUUAUUCUUGUACUCUUAUGAUUUUGAUAUUGAAAAUAUGACUUAAUCUUGAAGAUAUACAAAAAAAAAUACAACUAUACAAAUUCUCAAAAAUACACAUUUUCAUAAAUGACUAAUGUAGAAAAUAUGACUGCAAUUUUAUGAUUUCAAUCCCUAAAAUAUACAAUUUAAUUCUCACAAGAUUGUGACUGAUCUAAAAAAAAAAAAAAAAGCAUUUUUUUCUUCUUUUCAGUGUAGCUCUAAUAGUCGAGUUUUUAAACAGAAGAACACUAGUACUACUCAAACUCUACUCACUCCAACUGAUCUUAGCGGGAACACACUUAAAGGAGAUGUACAGGAAUUAUUUAUUGCAGUCUUUUUGCACUUUAAGACAUGAUUUUAAGAUAAAGCUUUUAUCACAGCGGUCCAACUGUGUAAGAAGUUGUGGGGAAAGAUUUCAAGUUGUAAAUGUGACAUCCAUCAAUACAUGCGAAAUUGUCAUAAAUCAAGAGCAGUUUUGUAAAGUGCAACUCAAAAUGUCCUAACAUUAAAUGUACACAAACUUGC
This is a messenger RNA of Phyllopteryx taeniolatus (common seadragon), 2761 nucleotides long. RefSeq names its product AFG1 like ATPase a (gene afg1la). Bases 57 to 1472 code for a protein of 471 amino acids. The record is from RefSeq and is a predicted model, not a curated record. Gene Ontology annotation, cellular component: cytoplasm; mitochondrion. The transcript has 13 exons. Gene Ontology annotation, molecular function: ATP hydrolysis activity; ATP binding. NCBI's taxonomy places the organism in Eukaryota, Metazoa, Chordata, Actinopteri, Syngnathiformes, Syngnathidae.